This is a messenger RNA of Brettanomyces bruxellensis, 789 nucleotides long. RefSeq lists its product as uncharacterized. Gene Ontology annotation, molecular function: transcription coregulator activity. The record is from RefSeq and is a predicted model, not a curated record. Gene Ontology annotation, biological process: regulation of transcription by RNA polymerase II. Gene Ontology annotation, cellular component: core mediator complex; mediator complex. Bases 1 to 789 code for a protein of 262 amino acids. The transcript has a single exon. Lineage: Eukaryota; Fungi; Ascomycota; Pichiomycetes; Pichiales; Pichiaceae.
AUGAGUGAACAGAAUAGUGAAGGAGUGGUUUCUUCAUUAUAUCCACCGCCACCUCCAUACGUUCGGUUUUUCACGGACGAGAAUAUAGAGAAAGUAAAGAAAUUAAAGGAGGAUGGCGAAACAGAGCAAGAAAUUUCUAAAAUGAAGGAUCUAAAGUUUUUAAUACCUCCAACGAAGCCAGAUAUGCCAACUUAUAGAUCCUUUGGUGACGUGUGGCCGUUUGAGGAUAGAUUUAUCACACUUAAAGAGUCUGGGGUCACUCAAUUAUUUAAAGGCAAUGAGAACGAGAACCAGGAGAACGAAGAGGUUUUCACUGUUGAGAGAAUAAAGGAACUCAAGAAAUUGACAAUGUCUUUACUUUUAAACUUUUUGGAACUCGUAGGACUUUUAUCAAAGAAUCCGCAAUAUGCAUUCAACAAAAUCAACAAUAUACAGAUAAUAUUGAUAAAUUUACAUCACUUACUAAAUAGUUACAGGUUACAUCAAUCCAGAGAAUCUCUUAUUCUUCGAAUAGAGGAGAAAAUUCGAAAGGAUCAAGAAACAAUUGAUAAAAUAGAGCAGACUUGCAAAAAUGUGGAGGCAAAAAUUAAUAUGUUAAUAUCUUCGGGUGAAUUACAGUCGGAACGGCCUCAGAGUAUAAAAAGACCAGAAAAGAAAACUGGAGAAGGAGAUUAUUCUUUCAAUUCCGAGAACGAUGAUGCUAAGAUGCUUAAACAGAAUGCUAUUACGAAAAUAAUAGAGGGUAUAAAAGUCGACGAGACUUCCAUGAAAGAUGCUAGGAACUUAUGA